AUGGCGGGAGAGGCGGCGGCGAAGGUGCAGGUCGUCGGAGUGAUUGGAGCGGGGCAGAUGGGGUCAGGGAUCGCGCAGCUGGCUGCGGUCGCGGGGAUCGACGUGUGGCUGCAGGACACCGAUCGGGCCGCUCUUGAUCGAGCUGGCGACGCCAUCUCCGAUUCCAUCCGCCGGCUGGCGUCCAAGGGGCAAAUUCCCCAGGUCAGUCCUUCCAUAUUCUCGCUUCUCCGUUUUUCCAUUUUCUUCCGUGAGUCGAUCAUUUUUUGAUAGAACUCAGCGUUUGAUAAUUGUUUUGUAACAAGGAUGCCAUCCGUGGUGGAAUGAAUCAGUUUUUUUAUGUUAUAGUAAUUGGAUUGGAAUUGGAUGCUUGAUCGAUCCUGAUUCUAUCCGUGUUUAAAUUUUUCCUAUUUUCGGGGUGUAGUUGGGAGUUGAAGGUAUUGUAACUGCAAGCAGAGAGAGAUGGCUUUAAUCCCGUAUAACAGAAGUCUAUAACCUUACCCUUAGACUAAAUGAUAAGAAACGACUUUAACAUUAGGAGAAAAAUUUCGCAUACGAAAGCAUAAAAAGAGAUAAUGAAAGGGACAAAGGACGGAUUCACGUAAAGCUAAGAGGUCGAAUCUUUAACCAGAAGAACAGAUCCUUGUGAAAAGAUAGAAUAAGAGAGGAUAUUAUCUAUAAGGACAGAUGACAUAAAUUGUGAGAAAAAGAAAGGAUGCACGAGAGAGUGAGGGUGAUAAUCUGCUGCUGUAAAGAUGCAUGAAUGUGUCCCAAUCUAGCUUCUUACUUUUUCUUUGAUUGAUAAGCUUGAAAUUUAUAAUAAGCAAUAAGGUGAUGAAUCACCCAGGUGUAUGAUGUUGGACUUUUGCAACCAAGAGAUAUUGAAUAAUGAAAUUAUACAAUCCACUUAGUCUAAAAGCAUGCAUCCAGGAGGGGAAUGAUUAUAUGUCUAUGGACUCCUAUCCAUGGAUUGAAUUUGAAGCUUUGAGAGAUGUCAUGAAGUCAUUAAUCUAAGAGGUUGAUAUGAAUUCCCAGUCUAAAGCAAAGAUACACCGGCAGAUAAAGGACCACAAUCAAAAAAGAAAAUAAUUGUUAAAGGGGCCACGAAUAUCCAGUUUGCUGCUUCUGGCAUAGUAUGUUUCCGUGCCAAAAGGAUUAAAACUGGUGAAAGACUUGGUUAUCGAAUUAACUGGAUAUUUCAUUUUCAGAGCUGCAUAAAUUCUGAAUGAACAGUAGUUUCAUGAUUCGAAAAAUCCGUCACUCAUUAGCAGUCCAUUCUCUUUUUAGGCACGACAUCAUUUAUGAUAGUGGUUCUGACUUGGCGUUCAAUUUCAAGUUUAUGUAAAACUCAUAAACUGAGAUGAGAUACAUAAUUAUACAUAUAUAUUCACAUAUGUAUGCAUAUCUAUGCUUGCAUGUGUAUAAGAAUAUGUAUGCGUAUAUGCAUAGAUGUAUAUUGCGAAGGGUAUUCACUUCAGGCUUCUCCCAGAUAUAAUGAUUUCUAUCAGAUGCAUUCGUUGCUUCCUGCACUUUGUGAAAUUCAAGUUCUUUUAUUCACUCACAUGUUGAAAUCUGAUGUUGAGUAUACUUGGUAUCAGUAUUUGUUCAUCUGGAUGAAAAAAAACUUGCCACUGAUGUAAAUCAUUGCUUUUGUUUUUUUUUUCUUUUCAGUCAGGAAUUUCAGAGGCUUUGAACCGUCUGAGAUUCACUUUGGAGCUGAAUGAUCUUCGAUCUGCUGAUGUUGUAAUUGAAGCUAUUGUGGAGUCUGAAGAUGCAAAACGCAAAUUAUUCUCAGAACUAGACAAGAUCACUAAAGCUUCUUGCAUUUUGGCAUCUAAUACUAGUUCGAUCUCCAUUACUCGCUUGGCUUCACAAACUCAACGCCCAUCUCAGGUUUGCCUUCUGUGGAUUACAUCAUGAUUGGCAUUCUGUAAAAGUGAAGUUCACUGUAUGAUUGGCUUUUAAGUCUGGACUCCAUUGGGAAAAAAAUCCGAUUCUGCUAAGAUCAAAACAUUCAUCAUCUCUGUUGCAAUAAUUCCAAAUGUUAUUUCCACCACCAGCAAUCAUUGAUACAAUUCUCAUUUUAAAAAUAUGCAAUGCUUUUGUCCAAGGUCAUCAUACUAUUUUUCUCCAAAAACAAAAGUCAUUUGUACAUCAUAGAGUAGCCUUUUUUUCUAGGAGUGAUGCAACUACUGCCCGUAAAAAUCUUAUCCACCUAAAAAAAUUCCACUAGAGCUUUCAUGCUUGUCAUUUUUAUGAUUUUAAUUCUUUUAAGGGCACAUAUGAAUUUAUAUUUUUCAGUGUCAGAACUUCUUAUAAAUGUGGUAGAAAGCUUAGAUUCUUCUGUGAAAGUAGAAAUGCAAUUAAUUAGUUAUAUCAGUUUUUGAUAUAAAUACACUGGUUGAUUGCAGACCUGGUCUAGUUAGAAGCACAGAAGGAUAUUUUUGAUAUAUCAGUUUUAAAAAUUCAUCAUACCGUGAACAAAGAGAUUGAAUACACAUUCCUCCUUGAUCCAUAUAUUUAUCGAUUUGAAGUGGGUUUUAAGGAUUCUUAUAUCUGCACGUUGCAGAGAAAUCCAACACACCAUAUGUUGAAGAGAUAUCAUUGUUCUCCACAUGCUCAUGGCAAGCCAUAAUUUCCCCAUAUUUGUCGUUGAGUUUUGACCGUAGGUUUCCUCGUGUGUCAGUUCCUUCUUCUAUCCACAUCUAAAGCUUACAAAACUCUGAAGGAAUUUUCUGAUCUGAUUCCUUAAUUCCAUGCAUUGCAAAGGUGAUAGGCAUGCAUUUUAUGAACCCCCCUGCAAUCAUGAAGCUGGUUGAGAUCAUCAGAGGCACACAGACAUCAGACGAGGUCUUCGCUACUGUCAAGGCACUGGCAGAGAGGUAAUACACAUGGGUUCCUCUCUGCACCUGGGCAACUUUCGUUAUCCUCUCCACUUCUCCUCGUUUCACCUGGGCAUAUGUCGACAUAUUUGAACAUCCUAUAGCCUUGGUUGACCACCCCUGAGUUCGUCAGUGGACUAAACGAAGGUAUGCUGUAUCAGAAUCCCUCAAGUCAACGGAUCAGAUGCUCUGGAUCAAAGACAGUUUUCCUUUUAAGAUCGAAAUAGUUUCACCACACCCUCAAUGAAAUUAGUAACAUAUACACGAAAUAAGGUUUUUUAUUGCCAUUUCUGAGUGUACGAAAAGAGCACCCCUGCUUAUAUUUUAAUUUCUAUAAUAAUUUAUUUCCCUUCGCACUCAAAUCUGAAAGUGAGGCAACCAACUCCAUUAAUGAAUAUCAUGUGAUCUGCUACAUACUCUGCUCAUUCUUUUUCUGCCCCCUAGUUAUCUGAACUUUACUCAGGAUGGCAUGGCAUCAUCAAGUCCCAUUUUAACUCUUGUGCACGUUGACUGACUGAAGACAUCAUCUUGUGGACGCUAAUUGAUCCUGAUGCUGAUCGAAUGGUCUGGAACGACAAGUGCGCACAUUCUUUUGCUGCAAUAUAUAUAUAUAUAUAUAUAUAUUGCAUGGUCCUCUUUUUUUUUGAAGUAUAUCUAUCAUCUUCAUGCACUCAAUGAAUUUAGUGACAUAUACACUUCAUAAGAUUUUCACGUAAAUAGCAGAUAAAUAUGUUUCCUGCCAUUUCUUGGCACAAGACAAGAUCAGUGAGCAUGAUAUUUUAUUUCUUUAAGAAGGUUUAUUCAUGUUCGACACUCAAAACUCUGAAACUGGGGCAACACUACCUCCCCUCCUCGAUGUGGACCAAAUUCUGCAGGUUUGGGAAGAACAUCGUGUGCUCUCGGGACUUCCCCGGGUUCAUAGUGAAUCGGAUCCUCAUGCCAAUGAUCAACGAGGCCUUCUACGCCCUCUACACGGGGAUCGCAACCCGAGAGGACAUCGACAUGGGGAUGAAGCUCGGCACCAACCAGCCAAUGGGGCCCCUCCAGCUGGCAGACUUCAUUGGCCUGGACAUCUGCUUGUCGGCCAUGAAGACGCUCCAUGGUGGCCUGGGUGGCGACAGGUACAGCCCUUGUCCUCUCCUCAUACAGUACGUCGACGCUGGCUGGCUAGGGAAGAAGAGGGGAAGGGGUGUCUAUUCCUACACUGACCAGGGUAACAAGCCCUCGCCUAGGAUGUAG
Spirodela intermedia is the source of this 4118-nucleotide messenger RNA. Lineage: Eukaryota; Viridiplantae; Streptophyta; Magnoliopsida; Alismatales; Araceae. The record is from the annotation of a GenBank genome assembly.